Messenger RNA from Phytophthora sojae, 788 nucleotides. RefSeq lists its product as hypothetical. NCBI's taxonomy places the organism in Eukaryota, Oomycota, Peronosporomycetes, Peronosporales, Peronosporaceae. The record is from RefSeq and is a predicted model, not a curated record. The transcript is spliced from 6 exons. Gene Ontology annotation, molecular function: translation elongation factor activity. The coding region runs from base 1 to 636 and encodes 211 amino acids. Gene Ontology annotation, cellular component: cytoplasm. Gene Ontology annotation, biological process: peptide biosynthetic process; translational elongation.
AUGAUGUUGCGGCGAGCUAUCACGCAGAUCGCGCGGGCGACGGCUCCCGCCCGCGGCUACGGAGUGCGCUUCGCCUCCAUCAAUGGCAACCAGGUGCGCACGGGCAUGGCGCUCGAGAUCGACGGCAAAAUCUACCGCGUGGGCAAGAACCAGCACGUGAAGCCCGGCAAGGGAGGAGCUUACGUCCAGGCGGAGCUGAAGGAGAUCAAGACUGGUGCCAAGAUGAACCGCCGCUUCCGCGCUGCAGAGACCGUGAACAAGGCGCCGCUGGGCCCCGAUGAGCCGUUCCAGUUCCUGUACUACAAUGGGGACCACCUCGUCAUCAUGCACAACUCGACGUUCGAGCAGAUGGAGAUCGAGCGUGACCUGUUCUCGGGCCGGCAGCUGGAGUUCCUGCAGGAGGGCAUGACGCUGUCGCUCCAGAUCAUCGAGGGAGACGUGCUGUGGGCCAACAUGCCCGAGCACGUGACGCUCGAGGUGACGAAAACCACCCCGAAAGGCGUGGCGGAGAAUGCGCUGAGCGUCAAGGAUGCUACGCUGGAGAACGGCGCCGUCGUCAAGGUGCCGCUGUUCAUCGAGAUCGGCAACAAGGUCAAGGUGUCGACCGAGGACGGCUCGUACGUCGACAAGCUCUGAGACUGCAUGCGUGCAUCUGUGGCGGCGGUCGGCGCUACCGUGGGUGCCCGCGGUAAGGCGGCCGACUUAAUGCAGCAGCGACGCUGCGUGCCAACAGAAGAGACGGCCCGAAACAAUGACGAUGCGUCCGCAUGGACAACGUUUGAUCUGAU